Nerophis ophidion (straightnose pipefish) is the source of this 1774-nucleotide messenger RNA. Its product is annotated as zinc finger protein OZF-like. Gene Ontology annotation, biological process: central nervous system development; regulation of transcription by RNA polymerase II. The transcript is spliced from 3 exons. Gene Ontology annotation, molecular function: RNA polymerase II cis-regulatory region sequence-specific DNA binding; DNA-binding transcription factor activity, RNA polymerase II-specific. Gene Ontology annotation, cellular component: nucleus. The coding region runs from base 150 to 1646 and encodes 498 amino acids. NCBI's taxonomy places the organism in Eukaryota, Metazoa, Chordata, Actinopteri, Syngnathiformes, Syngnathidae. The record is from RefSeq and is a predicted model, not a curated record.
GUGCACACUUCCUUCAAACACGUGUUUCACUGGGACAAUAGUGAGUGGUGCACACUUCCUUCGCCCGGCCACAGAAGACAAAAAAGAGUUGCUGGUGUAACAAUAGGAAGAAUAUAUUCCACUCCUCUCUUGUACACGCGGCUUAUGAGAUGAACGCUCGUCAAGAAGAACGUCCCCUUCAGCAGCAGGAGGAUCCACAGCCCCCCCACAUUAAAGAGGAAGAGGAGGAAGUGUGGAUCAGUCAGGAGGGAGAGUGUCCUGUAGGGCAGGAGGAGGCUGAUGUCAGCAAGUUUCCACUGACUGUUGUCUCUGUGAAGACUGAAGAGCAUGAAGACAAACCACCUGAGUCCUCACAGCUUCAUCACAGUCCAAACGUCCAGCAGGUGUCAGCAGAGAGUCAUGAAGAGAUUCCCUCCAAGCAGCAGGAGUGGAGCUCCAGUGUGGGACAGAAGGAGCUACAGACCCCCUCCCACAUUAAAGAGGAAGAGGAGGAACUGUGGAAGCAGCUUCAAAGGUUGGUGGAGGAUAAUGAUGAAGAUGAAGCUCAGUCCUUACAGCUUCAUCACAGUCAAAGUGAGGAGAACAGAGGGGCGGAGCUUGUAAGUCAACACAUCACAGAAGCUGAUGGAGAGCAUUGUGAAGAUAUAAAGUCGGAACCAGACAGCAUCUUUGCUCCACUGUCAGACAUGGACCACAUGAUGUCAGACUCUUCUGAUCACAGUGACCACAUUCAAGAACCUUUGGAGAGUAAAAAUGACUCUAAAGGUGAUACGAGACAUCACACUAACAACAAAGACUCUGACUGCUCUGAAUGUGGGAAAUCAUUUAGACUGAAGACUGAUUUUACAAGACACAUGAGAAUACAUACUGGAGAGAAACCUUUUACUUGCUCUGUUUGUAAGAAAAGUUUCUCCACAAAGCAACACAUGACCACACACAUGAGAACACACACCGGAGAGAAACCUUUUACUUGCUCUGUUUGUAAGAAGAGUUUCUCCGUUAAGCCUGCCAUGACCAGACACAUGAGAACACACACUGGAGAGAAACCUUUUACUUGCUCUCUUUGUAAGAAGAAUUUCUCCAGAAAGUCUAACAUGACCGAACACAUGAGAACACAUACUGGAGAGAAACCUUUUACUUGCUCUGUUUGUAAGAAGCGUUUCUCCACAAAGCAGCAUAUGAUCACACACAUGCAAACACAUACUGGAGAGAAACCUUUUACUUGCUCUGUUUGUAAUAAGUGUUUUUCCAGAAACCCUGACAUCUCCAUACACAUGAGAACACACACUGGAGAGAAACCUUUUACUUGCUCUGUUUGUCAGAAGAGUUUCCCCACAAAGUCUAACAUGACCUCACACAUGAGAACACAUACUGGAGAGAAACCUUUUACUUGCUCUGUUUGUAAGAAGACUUUCUCCACAAAGCCUAAGAUGUCCGCACACAUGAGAACACAUACUGGCGAGAAACCUUUUACUUGCCCUGUUUGUAAGAAGCAUUUCUCCACAAAGCUUGUCAUGACCAGACACAUGAGAACACACACUGGAGAGAAACCAUUUAGUUGCAAUGUGUGUGAUAAGAUGUUCCGGCAUAAGUGUCAGGACAGUAAACACAAGUGUGUAACAGUCAUGGAAGCUGCAGGGAUUUAAAAACACUUAGUGAUUGUGCUAAAUGUACUUUAAAAACACAGCAUGUUUAAUAUGAAUGUAUAUUUGAUGUUGUAUGUAGUGCCUCUCAUCUUCUACUGUUAAAUUUAAAGGCCUACUGAAAGCCACUA